Biomphalaria glabrata is the source of this 1867-nucleotide messenger RNA. RefSeq names its product high mobility group protein B1-like. Gene Ontology annotation, biological process: regulation of transcription by RNA polymerase II. The record is from RefSeq and is a predicted model, not a curated record. The transcript is spliced from 5 exons. Lineage: Eukaryota; Metazoa; Mollusca; Gastropoda; Planorbidae. The coding region runs from base 200 to 790 and encodes 196 amino acids. Gene Ontology annotation, molecular function: DNA binding, bending.
GAUCCGAAUAACCCUAUUGGCUCAACGUGACCCGCGAAUCUAAAACGAGCCAAUCAACAGCCCCCAACAGCUUCCACUGCUAGACCGAAAACAUACUGGCGUGGGGUCGAUUGCAAAGGCUUGUAUACGGAGUUUUAACAGAGCACUUCAUAUAAGAAAACAUUGUUGACUGAGAUCUGAUACUUGAAUCACUUUCGUAAUGGGCAAAAAAGAUAGUGAAGGAAAACCAAGAGGGCGUAUGUCUUCCUAUGCAUUUUUUGUACAGACCUGCAGAGAAGAGCACAAGAAAAAGCACCCCAAUGAUACAGUUGUCUUCACAGAAUUCACAAAGAAAUGUGCUGAGAAGUGGAAGGAGAUGACACCAAAGGAAAAGAAAAGAUUUGAAGACAUGGCAGAGAGAGACAAAGCACGUUAUGAAAGGGAAAUGUCAUCUUAUGUACCAGCUGGAGGCCAGACCAAAAAGAGGAAGAGAACUAAAGAUCCCAAUGCUCCUAAAAGGGCUCUGUCAGCAUUUUUCUUUUUCUGUGCUGAGGAACGUCCUAGUGUAAGGGCUGCUAACCCAGGUAUAGGAGUUGCAGAUGUUGCAAAAGAGUUGGGGAAGAAAUGGGAAACAUGUCCAAAUAAACAUAAAUUUGAACAGUUGGCCAUUGAAGACAAAGCAAGAUAUGAGCGGGACAUGCAAUUAUAUCGCAGUGGUGGUGGAGCAGGAGCUGGUGCAAGGGCGUCUCCUAAAAAAGCCAAAGUUGAGGAUGAUGAUGAAGAUGAUGAUGAUGAUGACGAUGAUGAAUAAACUAAUAGAUUGGGUUGUUUUAUGAUGUAUAUUUUAUUUGACAAAAAUCCUUUUUUUUUUUAUUGUACAUAUGCAUCUAUUUACACAUUCAUAUUUUCUUCAUUGCUCUACCACAGCUUGUUUAAUCACCAUUCUUUAUGAUAAUGGGCUUAAUGUUCUUAAAAAUCAUUCAAUAUUUGAACAAUUUAUUGUUGUAGAUGCUAUGUUGGCUUUGUCAACAACAAUGUUAACUUACUGUUUACUGCAAUAAGACCUUGGAAGGUGGGGGAAAAAAAAGUAACAUCAAAGACAUUUAAGGUGAUUGAUCUUUUCUUUUUUUAAAAAUAAAAAGUUUGAUUUUUUUUUUUUUAAGUGGCCUAGAAAUCAAGGCUGUUCAUUAUGGCUUUGUAAUACUUAGCAACAGUUCUGUUUAUUUGAUCAAUUUGUUAUAGAAUAUUGGCCCAGGGUGACAAGUUUUCUUUAUGGGACUCAAAAGUUUUUGUUUUUCCUCUGAUUUCUGUUAUUGUUGUAAUUAGACACAUUAAUAUUUUAGCAACGUUUAUGUAAUAUUUCUUGCCUUGCUGUUUGACUUCUCUUCAGUGUAAGUAUUUUGUCAAGGAUGCAUUCAAUGUAGAGUUCACUAAAAUAGGGAGAUUGCGUCUUCAAUAUGGUUCAUGUAGUUAGGAUAAAGUGUGUUCAGUUGGUCAACAUCACUUUUUUUUUUUUUUCCUAAAAAGUUAUUUCCUUGUGAAAAAUCAUUGCUAAAAGUGCAAUAGUAUUUUCAUAAACAUUGAAUAAGUGAAAACUAUGUUUUGUAGUUUAAGCCUUCAUUGUUUGUUGUUUUUUUUUUUUAAUUCAAGCAAAAAAAAAAUGUUUAUUAUGGACAUAGCAAAACAAAAUAGCUGCAAUGUUGCAAAUGGUGAAGAGAAGUGAUUUCAGAAUGGCCAAUUUGUUGUGCUCACUUCAACAAAAAGUUCAGUAGAUUUUACAUUCUUUUAUUUUGGCCAUUUUAAAAUCAAUAUUUGUGCAUAUUUUCUCCAGGUUUAUGAAAACAAAUGUAUGUACAUUAUUUUGACCAAAUAAAUCUGUUUUAAUUUA